AUGAUUUGGCUAGAAACAGCCGAGAGCUGGAUCUUCCAGGACCCGGAUUUCAGCGAAGCCAGUAUUGCUCAAACAGACGAUGACAGCCAGGAUUCUGAAGUUCGCCAGCGCCUUGACAUAUUGCAGGCUGCUUAUGGUAUCCUUCUGCUCAUGAACUGGGAGGGUGACACAAAGAUGAGACUCAGAGCUCGGAGAACACGGUUUACUGACAUUGUCUUCGUUUCCCGCACCCUGUACCCCUUCGCGAUACCUGCAACGAGCGAGGAAGCGUCCUUUGCUCCACGCAGCCUCCACGACCACUGGACAUCAUUCGGAUUACAAGAGGAGUUAAUCCGUACCCUCUUAUAUACCUUCCUUCUUGACUCUGCAUUCGUAAUCUUCUACGAUAUGAGUCCCCGAAUGGUAAUUAAUGAACUACAAUUUGGCCUCGCAGCUGCAGAUGAGCACUUUAAUGCUACAGAUGCCGAGACAUGGUUCAUGUGCACUCAAGCUGCGGUACAGAGGUCACUGGCGUGCAGCCAGAUCACGCUGUCUCAGUCCAUUACCAUGAUUAUGGGCGAGGACUUUGGUACUGGUCGAUGGGAGGUCUUUGAAACAAUAAGCCCAUUGAAUUUGUUUGCUAUUGCUAGUGCCUUCCACAAUCUCAUAUACCAUCACCAGAAUGGACCAGAUCCUUGCUCAAGAUCCUUGCCUAUCACGCGAGGGCUAAAGAAUUGGUUUCGGGUCUGGUCCAGUCACAACUUAUUCUCAACCCCCAGCAACUAUGUCUCCGUGGGAACAAACGAGUCUCGAAGAAGACUCGGGUUCUUCCUUCACGCAGAUGAGUAUUGGUGUCUCGCAAAUCUGUUCUGCAGCCAAUUCGAACGUGGCGUUAAUCCACACCGGUCUUUUGGAGAUACUCCUUCCCAGCGAUCCGGAGAAUUAUCAGACAUGGGCAAUAUACAUAGCUUGAUCCUUCGCUUCCAAGAUGCAGAUCUUGGAGAGAUAGUUCUAUCAUGA
Messenger RNA from Fusarium tjaetaba, 999 nucleotides. Its product is annotated as zinc finger C2H2 type domain protein. Lineage: Eukaryota; Fungi; Ascomycota; Sordariomycetes; Hypocreales; Nectriaceae. Gene Ontology annotation, molecular function: RNA polymerase II cis-regulatory region sequence-specific DNA binding; DNA-binding transcription factor activity, RNA polymerase II-specific. Gene Ontology annotation, cellular component: chromatin. The record is from RefSeq and is a predicted model, not a curated record. Gene Ontology annotation, biological process: regulation of transcription by RNA polymerase II. The transcript has 2 exons. The coding region runs from base 1 to 999 and encodes 332 amino acids.